UGCGCUGACUCCGCCCACUCACAGAUGGCGGCUUCUUAGAGUGAGGGAGAAAUUUAGUUUAUUUGAUACAGAUGUCAUUCAGACGCACGUUUGGGAAAUAACUGUCACUGAAACGAGAAUGUAGUGAAGGUUUAAUCUGAAGGAAAAACAGCUGACUUUUUGUUCUGGGGGAUUUUGCUUAUAUUCUUUUCUUCCACAAGAUGAAUUAGAAGACUUCUGAGGACACCAACUUUGCUUUCUUCAAAUUUAAAAUGCAAAGUAAUCUCAGGCAGCACAUCACCUCUAUGGUGAAAGACAUAAUUCCACUUGGUGGUCCGCCAUGUCACAGAGCCAAGGAUAGAGGAAGAGCUCACCCAGUGCCACAAUGCUUAUCUCAGGAGACAAAUAAAAAGCAUGCACAUACUCUGAAACCUUUAUACCCACUCUUACGAUGCACACCUCCUCACCAAACUUCUGUGCUGGAAAGGAGGAAUAGAUCUGCUAUAGCUGUUCCUUCAAGCUCCAAAAAGAUCUUUGCAGGAGGCCAGGAGAGUCUCUCCAAUUACAACGUACCAAUGGGAAAAGUACAAUUAAACAACAACCACCACUUAAAUAAUGAUGGAUCAUGCCAGUCUGCUGGUAAAAAAGAUGCUCCUUUACAAAGGCAGGGUUCAUAUGACGAACAGAAAGAAUUUGCCUUUGCUUUCUGUAAGCAGCUGAAUGAGAAUUUGAAGGUUGUAAGGCCUGCGCAGCACAUAGAAAAUACUCGGCAUAAAAUGCCUUCUGUGCAUCCUGCUCUCAUUUCCUCAUCUAUGUCUGAGUGCCAAAAAGCACCUGCUCUAACAAACUUUCAGAAAAGACAGAGUCUUGACAGUAGUGUGACUCAGCAAAGCCAGCAGCCUGUUGAAAAGAUGGACAAACCGAACGAUUGGGAUCGUAGCUCAUCUUCAUUUAGCCAGGGAGAACACGUGCAUCACCAGGCAACUACACCAGGUACACCAGUAGGUGGCAGAUCUCUAUCCUUGAAGAGACGAAGAGAACCCAGUGCAGAAAGAUAUGGGGAGGGCAAGAGAUUGUGUCUGGAAGACGUUGGACUUACCCCAUCUUCUACUAGUGGCAGUUCUUUCCAUGUCAGCUCACCACCAAAGUUUAUCAAACGUGCCUUUUUGAAGACAUUUAAUGAGCCUGUGCUGACUCUAAAUGAGAAACGCUCCCCAACAUUAAAUAAUUGUACUGAAGACAGGACAAAGGCUUCAAACAAUGUAGCCAAACAGCUUUUUCAAGAACCAGGGACAGAAAGUCAUAAACUCCAGACAGCAACUUUGAGCACUAUGGUCCAUGGAACAGGUCAACAAAAAGAAGACAUGAGAAGGUCUACUGAAAAUAAAUGUGUUAAAGGUAACACAGCCACUGCUGACCCUUGCCCCACACUUUCCAGCAAACUUAACCAGAAACAAGGAGAAUUUGUUUCCCCUGUCUGCUCACACACAAGUUGUUUGCCUGGCCUAACGGAUAAGUUUGAGAUCAGCUGUCCUCUCCAGCAACCAAAAGUUACUUCAUCCAGCUCUCUGGACAUCACAGAGUUGCACAAUUCAAAGACCACUACCAAAGCCAGGAAGGAUGUAGACGAAAAGAGAGACCUGGUGUGGAAGGAUCCUCUAGAUUUGGAGUUGGGAGAGGAUGUGUUGGAGAGCUGUGUUCUCAGCCUCAGCAGCAGCCAGAGUAGUGAGGAGGAUCAUCUGCCGUCUUUUCAGGAGAUCCUGGAGUGCAGCACCCAUGUGCCCAUCACUCCAGAGAAGGCAACAUUCUCUGAGCCCAGCACUCCAGGCCUUAAAGUUGCUCCAGAGGAUCUUAAAACUAAGGCUACAAGGUACAAGAACACACUGGAGCAAAUGCUGAAGGAGAAAGAGCAGAAUCGAAAAUCUAAGGAGCUUGAAACGCAGAUGCUUCAAGCUUGUAAAGAAGACCUGUUAAAACUGGACGAAGAGGAUGAAAAUGCAGAAGAAGGACUUUCACAUGAGCAAAGGGAAUUCUUACAGAGAUUCUCAGUAACCUCAUGUGUAAUAAGAGACAUCCACCCUGGAGAGGAAGUGUUCACUCUUACCAACUCUGGCCGACUCUUCAACCAUCAGAGUCUGGACUUGAGGAAGAUGGAUGUUACCCCGAACAACAGGGCACAGCAGACUCUGCUACAAGCAAAUUCAGAACAGCUUCUGACACUGUUGAGUGCAGGCUUGUUUAGAAGAGCUUACUUGUCUUCCCCCUGCCAGCCUCAGGUCACCCGCUGGCUUUUUCAGAUGAUGUCAGUCCACCCAAGCCCCAUCGUCUGUGCACAGAUUCUUCAGGCCAUGAUGACUAUUGCCAUAUCUGCUGCUCAACAUAUAGUGGAGAAAAGCAGUAGGAAGUUUGAGGUGUGGGUGCCCAGUAUACAGGAUCUUGCCCUAGUCUUCCUUAACAUGGGUGUGUCAUUUGUCAAUUUGUUUCCAUUGGAGGCUCUACAACCCCCUUUCACCGAGGGAGACCUGCUAGAAAGUUUGGAAAUCCAGCCCGAUGGUACAAGAAGUGAGAAAGGUGGUGAUACAUUUCCAGAGCACAAUUUUGAGAACAUUAUUAAGUACCUGGCACUAUGUUCAGCACUGUGUCCAAGGGUUUACAGUGAUGAAGAGCUGCUAUUGAUGUUGACCGUGGUGUGUAGAGUCAGUCUGGAGACACGUUUACAGCUGCUGCCGACUGGAGACCUCAGCUGCCUGCUACAGCACCUCCUCAACAACAUGACAGACUGGGAAAUGCAGUUGUCUCAGGUUUGCCAGGCCAUUACCAAUCUGAGUGAGGAUCACCACAACCUCAGACGGCUGGUACAGCUUCUACCUCACAGUGGCCGCGGAAAGCAAUUGAGGAGACACGUGAGCGUAUCGAUCAUCUCGAAACUGUUAAACCACAGAUGCACUUAUACACCCUCAUGCACAGAAUUUCAGCUGUCUGAGCUGAGAUAUUACCUACCUCGAAUGCGUCCCUCCUUGCUGUUAAAGGGCUUAAUGGCUGCAAAGACCACAGAGCCACAGGAGACUGAUGACUGUGCCACCACUCCAGACCAACAGGCUUAUUACCUCUGCUAUAGCCUUUUGGCUUUGACAAACGAAGCCUCCAAUUUUGAGUUUUUACCCUCAAACCAGAGAAACGAGCUGCUACUACUGUCUGCUGAAUUGGAGAAACAUGUUAAGUGUGACAUCAGGGAGAGUGAGAAAAUGCUUUACAGGAGUAAGGUGAAAGACUUUGUUGCUAGAAUAUACACAAAAUGGCAGGUGCUUCUCCAAAGAUCAAGACCCCAAGAGGGAAAGCUGUAUGAUUACUGGAAACCUCUUCCUGAGGAUGAAAUGCCCAAGAAAGAGAACCAAUCCUCUGAGCUGGAAGACAUAGAGGAGUCACUGAGUGAGGAGUCUGACAUUGUCCAGUCAGAUGAGGAAGAGUGCAUGGAGGAGAAAGAUGAAGUAUCAGUGGAGAGUGAGGAAAAGCUAGAGGACAGUGUAGAAACGAUUCAAGAGAAGAUUGAAGAGUUACAGGAGGUUUCUGUUGACCUAAAAGAGAAACAAAGCUUAAUAAACCAGGAUGAUGAAGAUGCAGAGGAGACGAACGAUGAUAUGGCAAUAGAUGAAGAACUACUAGGAGGAAGUUCUGAUGGGUCAGUAGAGAGUGAUGAUGAUGAUGAAGACCUCAUUAAAAGAGAAGAAGAGCUUCUUAAAGAUGAUGAGUUUAUAGAUAGAAAUGGAGAUCUUGUGGGGGAAGAAAAUGAUGAGCGUGAGAAAAUAUAGCUUUCAGGGAAGAUAUGUUCAAGAAACCAAAUAAGUUACUCUUAGUUGAAUUGAGUCAUUUAUUGACAGAGAGGUUGCCUCUCUUUCCUGUAUCACCUAAACAUAACUAAUGUUAUAUGAAAGCGCAGCAUAACACAAAUAUAGAAGGAAGCCUCACACAGAGUUGAAGCUAUGCUGUCCUAAGAAUUUGUGAAUGAGUGAAGAGCAGGUUUCCCCAUUUCACUCUUUAGGGAGUUUUAGGCUGUCCACAUAUUUCCUCCUUGUAUUUCUCAGUACAACUGUACCAGGCGCUUACUUGCUUGGUUCAAAUCACUGUGCUAUAGUGUGAAAGAACAAUUAUUUUCUAGCAGAUUUUUAUAUUAAGUAAUAAGUAUGAUGCACUGUACUGCCUUAACAACCCUGUAGAGGGGGCUUUUUCCUUAUUCAGUCAUUGGCACAGGGUUUUUCAUCUUUAAGCUGCUGAUACCUUGGUGACUUUUAUUUAUGUUUUGCUUUUUUACAUUUUGCUGAGGUAUCUGACGUAGGGGGAAAAUAAUAAUAAAGAGCAAAAUUAAUUCACCUUAAUUUGUUUCUGUGGCUGGUUUACAGCCACAGAAAAUAGAUACACAGUUGAGGACAUAUGUGAAGAUAAAUUUUAAAGCACUUUUUAACAUAAUGUUAAAAAUAUUUUUUAAUGGUUAAAUAAUUGGCCCAAUAAAUCUGUUUACAUUUAUUGCAGUAUGCAAAGGAAGGUAUAACUGCUGGCUGAAUAAUAUAUAAUUGAUGAGGCUAAUAUUGGAUGGUAGAUACAACUAGAGAAGUCAUUUUUAUAUUGAUAAAUUGUACAUUUAUUAAAGUUAUUUUGUAUUAUAAAUUUCUUUGAAGUUCCCACUUAAAAUCAGUAGUGCAAUGCUUUACUUUGAUGCCGCUUCGGUUGGAUGAAACCGUGGCCUCUUGAUUCAGUGACUUUCUUGGGGAAAUCUUGCAUAAAUACAUCUGCAAUCUUCAGCUUUAACUAUAACUAUGAUGUAUAUAAAAUGUGGCAUAGAAAAUACCAGAUCAAAUAUGUUUUGCUAUGUGUGUAUGUAAUAUAUCAAUACUAUUGCACUGGCUGUGACUGAAUGUGUACUAAUGGCAUGAUCUUUAAACAGGUGCUUCACUGUUUUACUUUCGUUGUCCAGAGGUGUUUGUUAUAUUCAAAUUUUUGUCAUGGGAAUAUUAUACAUAUCAUUUGUAAAAUAAAAAUAAUUACAUUUUUGUAUUAAUGCAUGUGUUUUUCUCUAAGUAUAAAAACAAUAAGCUGAAUAUUUGUGCAUUACUCAGCACAAUAUAGCUUCUAUGGGCUUCUUUUUUGCUUUCAUGACUAAUGUUUUUUGGUGUAUAUACUCGCCAUCCACUUUAUUAGGAACAUCUGUACACCUGCACAUUCAUGCAGUUAUCUAAUCAGCCAAUCAUGAGGCAGCAGCACAAUGCCAAAAAAAAACAAAACAUGCAGAUACAGGUCAAGAGCUUCAGUUAAUGUUCACAUCAGACAUCAGCAAUGAAGGAAAAAGUGUGAUCUUGGUGAAUUUGAUCGUGAUAUAGUUGUUGGUACCAGAUGGGCUGGUUUGAGUAUUUCAGAAACUGCUGAUCUCCUGGGAUUUUCACACUCAACAGUCUCUAGAGUUUACACAUAACGGUUCAAAAAACAUUGAGUGAGCAACAGUUCUGUGGGUGGAAACGCCUUGCUGAUAAGAAAGAUCAGAGGAAAAUGACCAGAUUGGUUCAAGCUGCCAGGAAGGAUAUAGUGACUCAUAUAAUCACACUUUACAACCGUAGUGAGCAGAAAAGCAUCUCGGCAUGCACGUAACAUCAAACCAUGAGGUGGAUGGGUUACGACAGCAGAAGACCACAUCAGGUUCCACUCCUGUCAGCCAAGAGCAAGAACCAGAGGCUCACUAAAACUGGACAGUUGAAGAUUAGGAGAGAAAAAAAUAAUCUUUCAACUGUCCAGUUUGGGUGACUCUGUGCCCAUGAUAGCCUCAGAUUCUUGUUCUUGGUUGACAGGAGUGGAACCCGAUGUGGUCGUCUGCUCAAGGUCUGAAGUAUUAUGUGUUCUGAGAUGCUUUUCUGCUCACCACAGUUGUAAAGAGUGCUUAUUUGAGUUCCUAUAAAUUUCCUGUCAGUUUAAACCAGUCUGGUCAUUCUCCUAUGAUCUUGGUCAUCAACAAGGUGUUUCAGCCUGCAGACCUUCCACACACAGCAUGUUUUUUUUUUUUCAUUUCUUUUUCGCACCACUCUGUGUAAACUCUAGAGAGUAGUGUGUGUGAAAAUCCCAGGAGAUUCUGAAAUACUCAAACCAGCCCAUCUUGCACCAACAACCACGAUUAAAUCCACAGAAAUUACCCCCCGUGCUACAGCUGUUCCUUAUAAAGUGGACGGUGAGUCUAUAUUUAUUGCAAUGUGGUUGUGUUAUAUUGUAUGAAUGUUAAAGUUAAAAUAAAAAGGGUACAUCUUUUGUACCAUUAGUAAGUAUCUUCUACAGAAAGAUGCACGUAGUGUUCUUUUUAAAGUUUCUUGUGCACCUCGGAUCAUUUUAAAGGUACACUAUAUCCGUUUCCAGGUGAAAAAUCAUAUCAAAGAUUAGGGUGUCACCCCAGCGGCAAGGAAAAGUGACGUUUAGGAUUUUUUUUUUUCCUUCAGUGUGUUCUGUGAGACUAGGUUGUAUUAGGUUUCUGUUAUUCUUAUAUCAUUUUCUUCUCUGUGAAAGGUUCCGCCUCGUACCUGUAGGGAAGUUACUCCAACAAGGGUUAGCACUGAGCUACACUACACUACUAUAUGUCCCUCUCGUGCGUUUGAUUUGAGAAUCUUUUCCUUUCUCAUGUCAGUGUUUUUUUUUUUUUUUAAAAAUUUAUUUAUUUUCUUUACCUCCAUAACUUUGCUUCGAGUCUGUAUUCACGGGAGGCUUUUGAACGAGCACCUGCUUGCUUUAUUUAUUUAUUUAACCGGUUGCGAAAGUGGCGGUUGUGUAGGAGGGCGUGGCUUAAUUACUCACCUGAGUGGCUAACCGUCCACGCCUGAAGCGAAACCGCUCCUAGUGCUAGGAUCUACUCUGUGUAUACUGUAUCGCAUAUGAAAUAAUGGCCACACUAGAUAGCGCACUUUGCGUCCAAUAGGAAGGCGUUUGGGUUUGAGCCUGACUUUCACGCUAGUAACGCAGUGAGUGAGUGAGAGAGAGAGAGAGAAAUAGAGAGACACAGACAGGAGAAAAUCUUCAGUUUGAGACGCGUCGCCGUUUGAGUCUCUGUUCAAAUCUCAGGAGCUUUAUUUUAGUGUGGACUUUCUGCUGUAGAAUUCAAGCGUGAAAACAUUUCUGAACCACAGCAAGGUCAAGUGUCCAGAAGGAUGAUGACGUAGUUUGGAUUGCUGGGACCUUGUUGUGGAGACAAGACACAAGAUCACUGAGUGUGAAAGUGUGGAUUUGAGGCACUCCCCUCUUUCCUGGGCCGAAACGAGUGGCAAUGAG
Ictalurus furcatus (blue catfish) is the source of this 7272-nucleotide messenger RNA. Its product is annotated as semaphorin-4G. NCBI's taxonomy places the organism in Eukaryota, Metazoa, Chordata, Actinopteri, Siluriformes, Ictaluridae. Gene Ontology annotation, molecular function: chemorepellent activity; semaphorin receptor binding. Gene Ontology annotation, biological process: negative regulation of axon extension involved in axon guidance; neural crest cell migration; positive regulation of cell migration. The coding region runs from base 252 to 3788 and encodes 1178 amino acids. The transcript has 23 exons. The record is from RefSeq and is a predicted model, not a curated record.